UAAUUAUUGUAAUAUUGGUUUGCUUAAAUAAUUAUUUGUGCAUAUUAAUGCAUUUUAUGUAAAUAAUAUAAUUUGCAUGUAAUACUGAAGCGAUGUCAGUAUAAUUUAUUCUUAUUAAUCGUAUCAUUUUUAAGUGAUAUUAAUAUUUUAUGCCAACGACUUCACGUAUAUUUGAUAGAGGUUUUACUUAGUAGAAAAAAGCUUCUGUCCUUAUAUAUUGCCUUUGAAGCGAAUCCGAUAUAUAGAAUCGAUGUGAUUUGCAGAAACUCUUUACUUUUGUGAAGAUUGCGUAUGCUAUGCUGGUGAUCACCCUUUUGUUGAUGAUGUGGGCGUCCAUGGUGCGGAUGCAUGAAUUAUCAGUUUCAUAUCCGCCGUGCUUCUUUAAUCCACUCUGCACCUGUUCAAAAGUUAUACCGAAUCUCGGCAUAGUGGCGUGUUACAACGUGCCAAUGCCGCGAAUACCGCAGCCAAUUAAUUCGUUCAAAAUGUACAUACUACAACUGGAGAACAAUGGAUUAAGAUUUCUGCAGCCACAGUAUCUUAUGAAUACUGGUCUCUACAAACUGCAAAUUAAAUAUAAUCCCCUUGCGGAUAUUCCAGAAGAAGCCUUUCUAGGUCUUGAGAAAUCAUUAUGGGAGCUCGACUUGUCCUAUAAUCAACUCGCCGAAGUACCAAGCAAAUCAUUUAGACAUUUACAAAAACUACGACUUCUUGAACUCACAGGCAACAAGAUAUCCCGCAUUGUACCGGAGAAUUGGCGUGGCUUGGAGCAUUCUCUGCAAACUCUACGUCUGGGACGAAACGCGAUCAAGACACUGCCAGCCGAUGCCUUCAUCGGUCUCACAAACUUGGAAAUCCUUGAUCUUCGAGAAAACAGCCUAAAGGAGAUUGAUCCUUCUGUGUUCAGGGAUGGGAUGGCUCAUCUUACGCACCUUUAUCUGAAUGACAAUCAGCUGACAUAUAUACCUUACGCCCAGUUAUCUUUAUUAAAACGCAUGAAACUCCUUGAUCUGAGUUACAACAGGAUAUCGAAGAUGCUACAGGCCCAACAAGAACCGAAGAUUAAGGAUAUACAAAUGUCUCUGGAUGUGUUACAGCUGGAUUACAAUCAGAUCGAAGCUCUCGCGUUCGAUGAUUUUCAACACUUCUACAAGGUCAAUCGUACAUAUCUUAGAGGCAAUCCUUUGAUGGUUAUCGAGGAGGGCACGUUCAGAAAUUCACGUAUCCGUGAACUAUAUUUAAGCGAUUGUGAUUUGAUGGAGAUCAACUCGGCCAACUUAGCCGGCUUGGAAUCGUCACUCGAAUUAUUAGACGUAUCAGGAAACAAUAUAACUGCUCUUCCAGAUCGUCUGUUCCAAGAAUUUGAUUUCCUACGUACGCUCGUCUUCCGCGAAAAUCGUAUUGAGACAUUUUCGCCAACCGAAAUUUUUAAUGGCUUCCAAUAUUCGUUGUAUAAUUUGGACCUCAGUGGUAAACAGAACAGCAUGAUUUCCUUUCAAGAUCUACGACGAAUGAGAAAUCUGCGUUUCCUUUCGAUCUCCCGAAUGCCACAGGCGACCUUAUCAGCGAAUGAUUUCCUAGAAUUUGGUAUGGAUCUCAGAGAACUACGGAUAGUCAACAGUAAUUUAGACACGAUCAAAGGUCAUGCUUUCAUGCACGUUCGCGGAAUUAAGUAUCUCGACUUUUCUGAAAAUUCGAUAUCGACAAUAGAUGACGAGGCAUUCUCAGAGGUGGGUCAUUCUCUGUUGACGUUAAGAAUGUCUCACGGUCUUUCCUCCACCAUUUCUGAAAUACCAAGUCGACAAUUGAGCUCGUUGACGAAUUUGCAGCAUCUUGAUUUUAGCAAUAAUAAGCUAAAAUCUUUAUCCGCUACGUCUUUUCAUUUUUUGAAGAGGAUUAAACGCAUUGAGUUUCAGGAUAACGAAAUUGCCAAUAUACCGAAGGGUACCUUUCAAGGUGACAUUCAUUCAAUGCUGGAAGAGAUCAAUUUCGCUUUUAAUCAAAUGAAAAAUUUACAAACUCAUACAUUUGUCGAUCUAUCGGCCUUAAUGACGAUCAAUUUGGAGGACAAUGCCAUCGAGAGAAUCGAAAGACGAGCCUUUAUGAAUAUGAACCGACUUAAAUACAUUAACUUGCGCGGCAACAAGAUUAGAGACAUCGCCGAUGAAGCCUUCCAGAAUUUACCAGAGCUUGAAUUUCUUGAUCUAGGAUACAACAAUCUUAAUGAAUUUAAUUUCGCCUCGUUUGAUCAAGUGGGAACAUUAUCGUCAUUCAAAGUCAACGUUAGUCAUAAUAAAAUUUCAAGAUUGUGGAUGAAUAGCACCACUUUUGCAUCCCUGUCUGGUGUUGGCAGUAAUAUCAAAGUUUUGGAUUUGAGUUACAAUAAUAUCUCCGAUAUCACAAAGUAUUACUUCAAACCGGUCGAAUACUCGCUUACUCAUCUAUAUCUAUCGAACAAUCAACUGAGAAACAUUUCUCAGGGUGUUUUUGGCAACAUGCCUCAUUUGCAAUGGCUCGACUUGAGAUAUAACAUGCUGAUGGAGCUGGACUGUGAUUGCUUCAAGAAUACAAAGAGCUUGCAAGUGUUACUUUUCUCCUGGAACGAGAUCAUGGAUAUCUUGGCGGAGACUUUGAAACCCCUGAAAAAACUGCGCAUUGUGGAUUUGUCCCAUAACAAGCUUAAAGUACUGCCAAACAACAUGUUUACUGAUUCCAGCAUAGAAAGUCUUGAUCUUUCGCAUAAUCAAUUUACAAGAUUGCCUAUCAACAGCAUGUCGGUUACUUCGACUACAAGAUUAACAAAUCUAGAUAUGUCCUGGAACGCUCUGUCGGGAAUCCACAGCACCGACACAAUAUUUAGACUCAAAGGUCUCGUGUGGUUAGACCUGUCAUAUAAUCGACUUGUUAGAUUAGAUGACGGCGUAUUUUCUGAUCUAGCGUGUCUUGCUCAUCUCGAUUUAAGCCACAAUAAGCAACUCGUUCUGGACAGCCGUGAAAGGAUGUUCUAUGGUUUGGAAAACAUGCUUCUGUAUCUCAGUCUGAGCAAUAUUUCUCUUUUGAGCGUUCCAGAGUUGCCUCUACGGCGAUUACAAACCUUAUAUUUAGCUCAUAAUGAGCUGGCAUCGAUUCCUUCGGAAAUAUCGAAUCUAACAUCUCUUCAUUAUUUGGAUUUAAGUUUCAACGAUUUGACAGUAAUACCAUUAAUCACUCACACAUUGCCAGAAUUAAAGACCUUUAACUUGGCGAACAAUCCCAUUACUGCCAUUCUAAAUAUCAGUUUUCUCAGCGUGGCAGACAGUCUCGAAGAGCUCGACAUACGAGGGCUCAGUCUGUCAGUUUUUGAACCGGAUGCACUCUGCAAAGCUACCAAACUCCGUAAAUUGUACAUCACUGCGUACAACGGUAUAAAGAACUUUAAUUUUCCCAACAUUCUAGAGUGCAAUCACGGUUUGAAACAUUUGCUCAUUGAUGUCCGGAAUGACACCAAUUUAGAGAAGGAAAUGAAAGGGAAAUUACCCUCUAAAUUGUACAACAUUACAUUGACUGGUAGAGCUUUAAAAAAUAUACAUUCAGAGAUAUUGCACGGUAUGCGAAAUCCUCAUCUUCAUUUCGGUUUGUACAAUACCAGCAUAACAACAGUUCCGCAGGAAAUAUUCAGUAAUGCGCAGCGUGUGCGCAAUAUAACCGUGGAGAUUCGCAAUAGCAAUACUCGAACACUGCAUAAUCCCUCAUCCGGUUACAAGCCAGGAGUGUCGGGCGAGCGAUUUCUCAUGAAACUUCGAUUAGCGGGCAGUCAUCUCAAUUGCGAUUGUGAUAUCGGAUGGAUAGAAGUAUGGCAGAGGAAACACAGACAGUAUCAAGAAGACCGAUGUAUCUCUUACGAUGAGUUCCAGAAUUUCGAGCGAGAAGAGGGCGACGAAUUCAGUUGUUGGGACAACGGUUGGGAUGACGAUCUCCGCGAGACGUUCUGUCUGAACAAAAACAACAUAUCGUUGUCGAACUUAUUAAAAACGGAGCUGGAAUGCGGAUGGGGCAUGGCGAGUCACACUAUCGAACUGAACAUUAUCAUUUUCUUGGUAUUUUCGGUUGUCUUAGCUGUAAUUUAUUAAGCGUCUCAUUCUCUAUUUCAUUGUCUUCUAUUCAAUAUCCUUAAAUUGGUUUACGAAUUUUAUCGUACCGAAUAAUUAUAAAGAAAUGAUUAUCUAGAUUAACUAGAUCAUCAUGCGCGCUCAUAAAUUUGUACAUAAAAGAGAAUUAACCACAAUUUCUAAUAAAAAAUUUCUGUAAGGGUA
This is a messenger RNA of Solenopsis invicta (red fire ant), 4292 nucleotides long. It is a transcript of the gene chp, whose product is annotated as chaoptin. The transcript is spliced from 15 exons. Gene Ontology annotation, cellular component: extracellular matrix. Lineage: Eukaryota; Metazoa; Arthropoda; Insecta; Hymenoptera; Formicidae. The coding region runs from base 297 to 4109 and encodes 1270 amino acids. The record is from RefSeq and is a predicted model, not a curated record. Gene Ontology annotation, molecular function: protein binding.